Molecule: messenger RNA, 2290 nt
Organism: Seminavis robusta
Lineage: Eukaryota; Bacillariophyta; Bacillariophyceae; Naviculales; Naviculaceae
Source: the annotation of a GenBank genome assembly
GCGCAUUUCGCAAGAUCGACAGACAGCAAGAGGCUACACGAGAGCUGAUGUCAGAUCGAUGUGGUGGGUACUUGUGGUGCUUGUAAACUUGGAACCUUACCUCGUCCUCUCUUUAGCAGAGACAACAGAAAUUUCCGUUCAGCAUUGGGAGUGAAAGUUUUGGUCGCGGGGAUGAUUAUUUGAAGAAAGUGAGAACUUUCAUAGUAUCCAAGACUCAAAAGAUAUCAGUCACAUAAGGACAGGGUUACAACUUAAUCUUUUCCACGAUGCGUGGCCACGCGCGUAUUCGGAUAAAGGACGGACGAAGAACGAACUGAUCACUGCCAGAUGCUGCCGUUCCCAGUCUCUGGCAAAGUUUUUGUUCGAGGAAGCUCACAAUUCAACCCACGGGCUAGCUAGAACCUGGCGUUCAACUCAUCGAACAGAUCCCAGCAAAUAGCUAGCUGGCUACCAUACUAGUAGAUAGACGACAACACAGUUAGUUAGUUGACAAUGACAUCUGAAACAGAUCCAAAUGCCAAGGCAAGACGGCCGAUACACCAGAGGCCAAACGAAUGGUGUCAGCUUCUGUUGGUCCUGGUCUUGUUCAUCUUGAUCAAUCUUACGACAGAUCUCAUUUCGAUGGAGCACAGCCAUGCUCUGAUCAAAAAUAUGUCCGGCAUGAUCCGAGGGAGCACAGGGAGCCAGUUGAAAAAUAACUUUCAAGAGAGAAAAAUGUUCGCGCAGCAGGCAUUGGAUCUAAUGGAACACGAGGCGGUGUUUGAAAGCACGCUCACCAACAGCAAGACCGUGCUGGAGAGAGGAUUUCCCUUUCAAUGGGACCCUUGCACUCUUCUGAGCAUCUUUCGACAAAAUGACGAGCACGGAACCCCAUCAGAUCCACUCAAGAUUGUGUUUCUAGGAGAAACUGCCACGGCCCGGGCAGCGGACUCGUGUACACCGAAAGGAAGUGAUGAUCCACUGGAGGGACGCUUUACGAACAUCCUGAAACGCUCCCUGGAAAAUGAUUCCGACAUGCUUGUGGAAGAUCACCAAGACAUCAAGAUUGACUUUGAGGUGUCCAACUUAGCACAAGGGGGAGUUGGAAGCGUGUAUAGCGCCAUGACGUUGGAUUCCAAGGUCGAUCCCGCAAAUGUGGAUGUUCUGGUUUAUGAGUUCUUCAUCAACGACAAUUGGAACGCUGACCACGCCGAUGUGAUCAAGCUUGAAAUGUGGCUGAUUCGAGUCAAGGCAUUCUUUGAGAGAAAGGGCCAAAAGGUGCCCCCCAUCAUGCUACUCUUCUUAUGGGAAGAAAACAUUGGCAUGGAACACAUGAAGAACAAAGUUUUGAAGCACGGGUUGGACAAACCACUCUUUGGAGCUUGGAAGGCAAUCGAGCGGUACAAGAAACAGGGCUGGAACAUUCAGGCUCUUAGCGUAGGGUCCACAUUCGAAAAGAUGUUUGCCAUCGCCAGCAAUCCUGGACUCAUUGUGGACGAUCAACACCACCCAAAUUGUUUCAGCGUCCAUCAUAUAGCUGACAUGAUCAGACAUGCAAUCUACACGGACAUGGCGACUUGCAAAGAACUCCCACUUCGAGAUGCCCGCCAACCGAUUGUGGAACAUCGUUCGGCAUGGAGAGACAAUCUUCUUUCCGAGUUUGAUGCCGAGCCCGACACGAAAAACAUUUUAGACUUUUUACUUCGCGAAGAUAUUAAAGUGGCAUCGUUGACUCCUUGGCAGCCACCGAUCGUUGGUUCUACCGACCUUUCCAUUGGAAACGUGGAGGAACUAAAGGGAUACCAAAUCGCGCAAACCUCUCCGCAGGUGGAUGAACCCUUUCCUUCUAGGGAAGAUCGUCGACGAGGCUUUCCAAUUCCAGCGUGUUCCACUCACCAAGGAGGUGUCACCUUUGUGCUCAAGGAACCCAACCUGGAGUGGCUGGGCGUCAACCUUCAUCCCAUUGGCGAAGGCGUUGACAUCGAGGCAGUUGAGUGGACAGUGAAUGGACAUACCAUGGGACUCGUCACGAGAAAGCUCUUGCCCAUGAAGUUUGUGACCAACUGGAUUCGAGUUUCAGAGAGCUUGCCUACUCGAACCAAGGAAUACAAAGUGAAAUUCUGCAACACAGACCCAGAGGGAGGUACCAUUCAACUACAACACUUAGUUGGUAUCAUGAGACCAGCUCUUACGGAACGGGAAAGUGAUCUUCUUGAGCUUCUCAACCAUGGCAAUAACUGAACUUGCUUUGCAUUGGAACGAUCAAUAGUAAUAGCUACAUAUUCUUUAUAACAUCGAUGCGUAUAUUGUC